This is a messenger RNA of Pseudonaja textilis, 405 nucleotides long. The record is from RefSeq and is a predicted model, not a curated record. NCBI's taxonomy places the organism in Eukaryota, Metazoa, Chordata, Lepidosauria, Squamata, Elapidae.
AUGUCGUCUUGCAGGUAUCACAAAUUGAUCUGGAGUCCUCACAAAACAGGAUCCGAUGAGACGCUUUCCGGAGUUCUUAUUGCUGGUGGUGAAAAUGGGAAUAUAAUUUUGUAUGAUCCAGCUAAAAUAUUAGCUGGUGAAACCGAAGUCAUGAUUGCUCAGAACGACAAGCAUACGGGACCUGUAAGAUCUCUGGAUGUUAAUCUAUUCCAGACAAAUCUAGUAGCUUCUGGUGCAAAUGAGUCAGAGAUCUACAUCUGGGAUUUAAAUAACUUUGCAACGCCGAUGACACCAGGAAGCAAGACACAGCCUCCUGAAGACAUCAGCUGUAUUGCGUGGAACAGACAAGUCCAACAUAUCCUGGCCUCUGCGAGCCCCAGUGGUCGUGCUACCGUGUGGGAUCUC